This is a messenger RNA of Phalacrocorax carbo (great cormorant), 662 nucleotides long. The record is from RefSeq and is a predicted model, not a curated record. NCBI's taxonomy places the organism in Eukaryota, Metazoa, Chordata, Aves, Suliformes, Phalacrocoracidae.
AUGAUUGCCGUGUUGAAAGUGGAGGGGGAGUGGGGGGGAAAUUCCCAGUCAUGGGUAUCUUUUCCAGUUUCCUCUUUUGAGGGCUUUGAAUUGCUUAUAAAUACCCUCUCUGAGUCUAAGAGCACACAAGACAAGCUCCAUCUCCCUUGGGUUUGCCUUUCUGCAGUGCUCCGUGUGAGGCUUGGGCCAGGAACCAUGAGGCUUUAUGUCUGCCUCGUGUUGCUCUCCCUUAUUCUAUGCGCAAAUGCUGACAUGUCACCGUUACGCCGAGCUGCAGAAUUUGUCCGGGAUGCUGUGGGAGGGGCCAGGGAUAUGUUCAGAGCAUACAGUGACAUGCGCGAAGCAAAUUUUAAAGGUGCCGACAAGUAUUUCCAUGCUCGUGGGAAUUAUGAUGCUGCCCAAAGAGGACCUGGCGGUGCUUGGGCAGCCAAAGUGAUCAGUGACGCCCGGGAAAAAUGGCAAAGCGACGUGAGCGGCCGAGGUGACGAAGACACCCAGGCUGACAUAGAGGCCAACAACUGGGGCAGAAACGGCGGGGAUCCCAACCGCUAUAGACCCGCGGGCCUUCCCGAAAAAUACUAACCCCCCCCGCCCCGAGGCCUCAUCUCUGCUCCCCAGUUAAACCUCUUCUGUGCAGCCGAAUAAAGAAAUUCUCCUGAAAA